AUGUCUUCCGCAACUCCAAUCGACAAGAAAAGACGUUGGGCAACUGACAAUGCCGAUACAUCCACACCAAACGUUUCACGCCCUCCUCUAAAGAAACGAUUCACAGCCAACGGCUCCAUUGGUAUCAACAAUGCGUCCCAACCAUCCUCGACAGCAGUUGCUAGCACUUCUUCACAACCUUCCUCCAGCGAUCCUUCCACAUCAGCCAAUCGCCCAACAGACGAAGAACUCAAUUUGGACUAUCGUGGGCUAUCAAGGGACGGUUUGCUGAAGCAAAUGCGAAAAGCCAAGGAUGACUACCUAGCUGUGGAACAAGCUGUUGCAUCUUUGGAGGCUGAAGGGAACGAUUUCGCUGCAAGACGUAGCAUGAUUCGCUUUGAAUGGGCCAUGAUCUUCAACCAAUUAUCGCUUAUUGGCAAAGCAUUGGGCGUGGCGAAUGUAUCAGAGAUGGAGUUGCCAAAGGGGAUUGAAGAUGUUCGAUUACUGAGUGAGAGGUUACAAAGCGCACAAGUGGCCACACGAUCAACAGCAAAGGAUAUUGUGGAUUUGGCACAACGAUGGAUGAGCAGGAAUGAUCGCGUACAUGAAGAGUACAAUCAAAAAACUGAUCAUUCGGAAAUGCAGCACGUGUUGAUGGAUUGGAUUCGCCAUGAAGUACAAGACUUGUUGUCAUCCUAUGAAAAGACCCAAGUGCUCGUCAAAGAGAUGGAUCAGCAACACAAUACGAUUGUCAACCUUGCAGAAUCUGCGACUCAAGAUAUUCACAAUGCUGAGGAGCAACUUGAAAGGGCACAAAAUGCGUUGGAUGAAUCUAUGGAUAAAUUGGCUCAAAUCGAGAAACGGCAUGAUCGAUCAGAGAGUGCUGCUGUGGCUGCUUUUUUGAAUGCUCAUCCUGGUGCCAAAGCUACUUUACAGCGUGACACUCCUACCAGUAAUUCUCCCGCUACGACAACUCAAGAGAAUGAGCCAAAGAAUACACCUACGCAAGAAACGGAUGAGCAGACAGCCAAAGAGUAUCAAUUGAUUGUGGAUGCACGUAGCAGAGAACUUGACGACAUGCAACGAGAACGACAACAGCUCAUUGAACAAACCGAACGACUACGAGGCAAAUUUCUUGUGUUGACGGAUGAGCAAUUGAUGGCUACUGAGUACUUUAAGGUGCUGCAACUCUCCCUGGAGCAUUACAAGUCGCGCGCACACUAUUUGGAGGAUAUCAGAUCACAGCUUCAGUAUGACAUGGAUGAAGUUACUUCAGAACGUCGAAAGGUUGCGGAUGAAAUCAAAGCAGAAAAGGUGUCUCAGGGAAUGACAAUGGAAGGAGAAAUGCGGAGGCUGGAGAAUGAUUUGGCACGUAUUCGCAAGCAAAGGGACGAUUUUCAGCGUGUGGUGGAUGAACAUAGAGCCAAAAAAGACAAGGAAAAAGAGCUGCAUGAUGCUAUUGUAGCUGAGGUUGAGAAGGAAGCAAAACGCAUGAUGGACUUGGAACGACAAUUAUCAGAAUUACGAUCAUCCGCCCAAUCAUCGAUCGGCAUCAAGGAUGGACUCUUUACAGAUCUUAGUUCAUCGUACGAGGAUAUAUACGCAAAGAUAUCUGACGCAAAGGCGAUCCUAGGACUCCUUGCAGAAAAGGAUGAAAAGCAGCUUAGUGCCGAACAAGAGACAUUGCAAAGUUACCAGGAUCAGUUCUCAGCGUGGAAAAAGGCCGUUGACAGUCGACAAGACAUAAGCACCUUGAUCAGCAAGAUUGAUGAUAAGAGCAAUGAGCAAGAAAGGACAAACCUGAUGAUACAAUUCUAUGCGGAUAAUGAAGCCCAAUUGAUGACACAGAUUGAUCGUGCUGGUGCUAUAUUUUCAAAGCUGGAAGAGCAAAACUCCAAGUCUGAAGUUGGUCUCGCACACAUGGAGGAACAACGAUCAAGGCUACAAGCCGAGAAAGCCAAAUUUGCACACACAUUUAGCUCUCUAAAGGCAGCCAAGGACAAGCAAAUGGGCAAUGUUGCGGCAUUACGUCGAACCAGUGAACAGCAGCUAGACCAUAUUCGACAAUUGGAGGAUCGUGAAAGGAGUCUUGAUUCGCAAGUCGCUGAGAAGGAAGAUCAAGUGCGAAAGACUGUACAGACCUUGGAGGAGCAUCGUAUAAGUGUGGAGGACUUGCAACAGCAAUGCAGCGAAAUUCGGAUAUCUUUGGAGCACAAUGACACGUUACUGCAUGAGCUCCAAAGGAUGGUCAAAGACAAGACCCGGGUUUUGGACGAGGAGAAACAGCUCCGUAAACGUGUGGAUGAAGAAUUUGAAAAGAUGCAGCGCAAAUGGAAUGCGAUAUCACAAAGCGAUAGCGGUGUACAAGACCAGCUGGCGGAAGAAUGUGAAAACUUAAGGGGCAUGCUUAAAUGCAGUGCUUGUCGUACUCGGUUCCGGAAGAAGAUAAUCACUCGUUGUAUGCACACAUUCUGCCAAGAUUGUAUUGAUAAGCGACUCGAGACUCGUCAACGGCGGUGUCCAACGUGUGGUGAAUCGUUUGGUAGUGGUGAUGUGCGCCCUUUUAUCUUGUAG
Molecule: messenger RNA, 2553 nt
Organism: Lichtheimia ornata
Lineage: Eukaryota; Fungi; Mucoromycota; Mucoromycetes; Mucorales; Lichtheimiaceae
Exons: 14
Coding region: 1-2553 (850 amino acids)
Cellular component (GO): nucleus; HULC complex
Molecular function (GO): ubiquitin protein ligase activity; metal ion binding
Source: RefSeq, a predicted model, not a curated record